GGAGAACCAUGACGCUUCUCGAAAUGUCUGCAACCGACAACGAAAACACAACAGCAAACUGUCGUUUUAAAUAACUAUCAGAAAAUCGAAAAAACGCUGUUUUUUUUUGUAACAACUGUAUUCAAAUAAGUUGUUAAUGUUUUUUGGGUUCGUUUUGCUAUUGUCUGGUGAAUGUUUAAUGCGUAAGAAUAGCAAUGCAACUCAAGCAUCUGAAGACUCUUCUAACUCCACAAGAUGGAGCAGCCAAAGUUACUUGCAUGGCCUGGUCUCCUAAUAAUGGGAAAUUUGCAGUCUGCACUGUAGACAGAGUGGUCUUGCUUUAUGAUGAACAAGGAGAAAGGAGGGACAAGUUCUCUACCAAACCUGCAGAUUCUAAGUAUGGAAAGAAAAGCUAUGGGGUGAAAACCAUGGCAUUUUCCCCUGACUCCACCAAAAUUGCCAUUGGACAAACUGACAAUGUAAUUUAUGUUUACAAAAUUGGAGAGGAAUGGGGUGACAAGAAGGUUAUCUGCAAUAAAUUUGUGCAGACGAGUGCAGUGAUCUGUCUGCUGUGGCCUGCAGAAAAUGCUAUUGUUUUUGGAUUGGCUGAAGGAAAGGUUCGUCUUGCUAAUAUUAAAUCCAAUAAGUCCUCCACGAUAUAUGGAACAGAGUCCUAUGUGGUUUCUCUGACAUCAAAUGUAUCUGGAAAGGGAAUCCUCUCUGGUCAUGCCGAUGGCACUGUUGUGCGCUAUUUUUUUGAUGAUGAAGGAUCUGGGGAAUCUCAGGGUAAACUGUUCACUCACUCUUGCCCACCGUAUUCAUUGGCAUGGGCUGCCAGCAGCAUCAUAGUUGCUGGGUGUGAUAAGAAGAUUGUGGUGCAUGGGAAAGAGGGCCAUGUGAUCCAAACAUUUGACUACAGCCGGGAUGUUUCAGAAAAAGAGUUCACUGUGGCAGCCACGAGCCCAAGUGGCCAGUCUGUGGUCAUUGGAAGUUAUGACAGACUAAGGGUUUUCAACUGGAGUCCCCGUAGAGGUGCCUGGGAGGAAGCAAAACCCAAGGAAAUAGCCAAUCUUUACACAAUAACAGCAUUAUCUUGGAAGAAAGAUGGAUCAAGACUGUGUGCGGGUACAUUGUGUGGAGGAGUGGAACAGUUUGAUUGCUGCCUUCGCAGAAGCAUUUAUAAAAAUAAAUUUGAAAUGACUUACGUGGGACUCAGUCAGGUGAUUGUGAAGAAUCUCUCAACUGGAACCCGUGUGGUUUUGAAGUCACACUAUGGUUAUCAGAUUGAUGAAGUUAAGAUUAUGGGAAAGGAUAGAUACCUAGUGGCCCAUACCUCGGACACAUUGCUUCUGGGAGAUCUGGGGACUAACAAACUGAGUGAGGUGGCAUGGCAGGGGUCUGGAGGAAAUGAGAAGUUUUUCUUUGAAAACGAAAAUGUGUGCAUGGUCUUCAAUGCUGGGGAGUUGACAAUGAUAGAAUAUGGGAACAAUGAAAUCCUAGGAUCUGUUCGAACGGAAUUCAUGAACCCACAUCUCAUCAGUGUUCGGCUGAAUGAGAGAAAACAGAGAGGAGUGGAAGACAACAAAAAGCUGGCUUAUCUUAUUGAUAUCAAGACUAUUGCAAUUGUCAAUCUUACUGGAGGCUUUAACUUGGGAAUCAUCAGCCAUGACACUAAAAUUGACUGGCUGGAGCUAAAUGAAACUGGACAUAAGCUACUCUUUAGGGACAAGAAGCUUCGGUUACAUCUGUAUGAUAUUGUUAGCAGCACCAAGACAACUGUGUUGAACUACUGCUCCUAUGUUCAAUGGGUUCCUGGCAGUGAUGUGGUCGUUGCACAGAACAGAGGUAAUCUCUGUGUCUGGUAUAAUAUCGAUAGCCCUGAGAGAGUGACCAUGUUCCCACUCAAGGGUGAUAUAGCAGACUUAGAGAGAAGCAAUGGUAAAACAGAGGUGAUUGUAACUGAAGGGGUAAACACCAUCUCCUACACUCUGGAUGAGGGGCUCAUAGAGUUUGGGACAGCCAUUGAUGAUGGAGAUUAUCAUAGGGCUACUGCUUUCCUGGAGACCCUGGAGAUGUCUUCUGAGACUGAGGCCAUGUGGAAAACACUGAGCAAACUCUCACUGGAAGCUAAACAGCUGCACAUUGCAGAGAGGUGCUUUGCAGCUCUGGGAGAUGUCGCUAAAGCCAGAUUUCUGAAUGAGACCAACAAAAUUGCUGAUCAAAUAGCAAAACAAUAUGGUGGUGACGGAACAGAUUAUUAUCAGGUGAAAGCUCGCCUUGCAAUGUUGGAGAAAAACUAUAAACUGGCAGAAAUGUUUUAUCUGGAGCAGAAUGCUAUUGAUGAAGUUAUGGAGAUGUAUCAAGAGCUUCACAUGUGGGAUGACUGCAUUGCUGUCGCUGAAGCCAAGGGACAUCCUGAACUAGACAACUUAAGAAGAAGUUACUACCAGUGGCUCAUGGAAACCAAACAGGAAGAGAAGGCAGGAGAGGUGAAGGAAAACGAGGGAGACUACACAGGGGCCAUUAAUCUGUAUCUGAAGGCGGGUCUCCCAGCCAAGGCUGCCCGCCUGGCAAUGAACCGGGAUGAGCUCAUGGCUAACAGCGAUAUUGUCAAUCGGAUUGCUGCUGCAUUAAUUAAAGGGGACUUCUACGAAAGGGCUGGAGACCUGUUUGAAAGGAUUAGGAAUCACCAACGGGCUCUGGAGUGUUACCGCAAAGGAUUUGCCUUCAGUAAAGCUGUGGAAUUGGCUCGUGCUGCUUUCCCUGCUGAUGUUGUGAAAUUGGAAGAGACCUGGGGAGAUUACCUGGUCCAGCAGAAGCAAAUGGAUGCAGCUAUUAACCACUACAUAGAAGCUGGUUGCUCAUCAAAAGCAAUUGAGUCUGCAAUAGGAGCCCGCCAGUGGAAGAAGGCUGUUCAUAUUCUGGGACUACAGGAUGAUAAAUCAUCAGGGAAGUACUAUUACAAGAUAGCUCAGCACUAUGCCUCCAUCCAGGAGUAUGAGGUGGCAGAGCAUCUCUAUGUCAAAUCUGACCAUAUUAAAGCUGCCAUAGACAUGUACACACAGGCAGGCCAAUGGGAGCAAGCUCAUAAGUUGGCUACAAAGUGCAUGAAUCCGGAGGACGUGUCUGCACUUUAUAUCAACAGGGCACAAGAUCUGGAAAAAGAAGGGAAAUAUAAGGAAGCAGAGAGACUCUUCACUACAGUAGAUGAACCAGAUCUGGCCAUAACAAUGUAUAAGAAAAACAAGAUGUACGAUGAUAUGAUUCGCUUGGUGGCAAAGUACCACAAGGACCUGCUGACUGACACACACCUUCACUUGGCUAAGGAAUUAGAAGGGGAGACCAGAUUCCAGGAGGCUGAGUAUCACUACCUGGAGGCUAAAGAGUGGAAAGCAGCAGUGAAUAUGUAUAGAGUAAAUGAUAUGUGGGAUGAAGCUUACAAGGUGGCGAAGGCCCAUGGGGGUGCAAAUGCUCACAAGCAGGUGGCAUACCUCUGGGCGAAGAGUCUGGGAGGAGAGGCUGCAGUAAAACUGCUAAACAAGUUUGGUCUGCUCGAGACUGCAAUCGACUAUGCUGCUGACAACUGCUCGUUUGACUUUGCAUAUGAACUGGCACGACAGUCUAUGAAGCACAAGAUCCCAGAUAUCCAUUUGAAACAUGCUAUGUUCUUCGAGGAUGAGGGAAAAUUUGCAGAGGCAGAAGCUGAGUUCAUCAAGGCAGAAAAACCUAAAGAAGCUGUGUUAAUGUACGUCCAUAACCAAGACUGGAAUGGAGCCCAGCGGGUGGCAGAGGCCCAUGACCCUGACAGUGUGGCGGAUGUGCUGGUGGGACAGGCCAAGUUUGCCUUUGAUCUGAAAGAAUACCAAAAGGCAGAGGCUUUCCUUCUCCGUGCACAAAGACCAGAACUAGCCAUCAAGUAUUACAAAGAUGCUGGGAUGUGGAUCGAUGCUAUGAGGAUCUGUAAAGAAUAUGUUCCCAAUAAACUAGAAAUACUACAGGAGGAAUAUGAGAAGGAGGCUGUUAAAAAGGGACCCAGUGGGAUGGCUGGAAUGGUAGAGCAGGCUCGGGAGUGGGAGCAAUCAGGGGAGUAUGCCAGGGCGGUGGAGUGCUAUCUGAAAGUCAAGGACAAAGACAACAUCACACUUGUGGAAAAAUGCUGGAUGAAGGCUGCUGAGCUGGCAAUUAAGUUCUUGACUCAGGAAAAAACCAUGGAUGUGAUUCAAGUGGUUGGGCCACGACUUAUUGAAAUCCAAAAAUACAGUGCGGCUGCUGAGCUGUACCUUAACCUGGAUCUCAUUAAAGAAGCUAUAGAUGCCUUUAUAGAAGGAGAAGAAUGGAACAAAGCCAAGCGAGUGGCCAAGGAACUUGAACCAAGGUAUGAAGAUUAUGUGGAUCAGCGCUACAAAGAAUAUUUAAAGAACCAAGGCAAAGUUGAUUCGCUUGUUGGAGUAGAUGUGAUGGCUGCUCUUGAUAUGUAUGCUGAAAGAGGUCAAUGGGAGAAAUGCAUUGAAACAGCAUCAAAACAGAACUACAAGGUCCUUCACAAAUAUGUUGCUCUCUAUGCAACACACUUGAUCAAAGAGGGACAAACUCAAAAGGUUUUGAACCUGUAUGUGCAGCAUGGAGUUCCAGCCAACUCUCAGAAUUUUAACAUCUACAAGCGCAUGUUCCUGGACUUGUUGAACAUAGUGGGCACAAACAGAGCAGAUGCUUAUCGCAUGUGGGCAGAUCUGCGAGAUGUGUUUUUCAAUCUGUGUGAGAAUAUGAUCAAGUCUGCAGAAGCCAAUUCCCCCUCUCAUGAAGAGUUUGAGCAGAUGCUGCUGAUUGCACACUACUACGCCACCCGCUCGGCAGCUCAAGGAGUCAACCAACUGGACAUGGUGGCAGCAAAACUUUCUAUAUCUCUGUUACGGCACACAGAUUUUAUCCCCGCUGACAAAGCCUUUUAUGAGGCAGGGCUUGCUGCUAAGAGUGUUGGGUGGGAGAACAUGGCCUUCAUUUUCCUGAACCAUUUCUUGGAUUUGAGUGAUGGAAUUGAUGAAGGUAAUCUGGACUCUCUUGAUCAUUCAGAUUUCCAGGACACUGAUAUUCCAUUUGAAGUUCCUCUUCCUGCAAAACAACAUGUGGCUGAUGACAAGCGAGAGGAAAUCAGGGACUGGGUACUGACUGUGUCCAUGGAUCAGAGAGUGGAACAGGUUCUACAGAAAGAUGAACGGGACACUUACGAAGCAUCUCUAAUGGCCGUGAAUACUGGCAUUCGCUCUCUUCCCUGUCUCAUUACUGGAUACCCAGUUCUCAGAAACAAAAUAGACUUUAAAAGACCAGGGAAGGCAGUAAAUAAAGAUGAUUGGAAUAAAUUCCUGAUGGCAGUGAAGACAACUCACAGUCCAGAGUGCCAGGAUGUUCUGAAGUUUAUUGGUCAUUGGUGUGGAGGGCUCCCUAGCGCUGGCUUCUCAUUUCAGUAAUACUGAGUAUCUGACAAAUCAAGAACACUACAUGUCUCCUCUCUGUAAUCUUAAGCUUUACAACCUUUAACCAUAAAUUCUUGAUUGUUUUGAACAAAACAAACAAAAAAAAAGAUUGAAAUAAUUUCAUGAUGAUGGUCACUUAAUUUUAUUGUAAUGACAACCUAGAUUUUCUAUCCACCAACAGCCCUGAUUGUGUGAAAAGGGGUUCUGUAAGAGGUGCCAUUAUCCGUAUAGAAUAAUUGUGAUUGUACAUGACACCUAGCUGUUAUCAAAGAACAUCAUACUAUUGACCUCAUACCCUACAGUAAGCGCCCCCAGAAAAGCUUUACUCCCUCACCACCGCUUGGUAUUUGGAAAUCAGAGAAACCAUCCUAUAAGGCAGUAGUUGAAAAGUCGGUUAGAUGAAGGUGGGCUCAAUACGUACCUAGUUUUUCGUGUAAUUUGUUUUUUGCAUUACGCAUGUAUGUUACUGUUUUUAAAGUAAGUUUAUUGUAUAUGCAGAAUGCUUUGUGUGUAUUAAAACAUUUAAAAAAUAUUAAAUUGAAUUUUGAUUUUUAAUUACA
Polyodon spathula (Mississippi paddlefish) is the source of this 6010-nucleotide messenger RNA. RefSeq names its product intraflagellar transport 172 (gene ift172). NCBI's taxonomy places the organism in Eukaryota, Metazoa, Chordata, Actinopteri, Acipenseriformes, Polyodontidae. The record is from RefSeq and is a predicted model, not a curated record. The coding region runs from base 195 to 5444 and encodes 1749 amino acids. Gene Ontology annotation, molecular function: protein binding. Gene Ontology annotation, cellular component: intraciliary transport particle B; ciliary basal body; axoneme. The transcript is spliced from 48 exons. Gene Ontology annotation, biological process: intraciliary transport.